AUGGGACGGGACAAGCCUCUGUACGGUGUGGACCGUAGGUACCCGCUGACCCAGUCUGUGGUCAUGCCUGCAUCCAGCGAAAAGGAGAGGCGCAGGGUUCACACCCCUAGCAACACCUGGGUGUCCUGGGAGGCCUUUGGGUCUGCUGCCAUGAUUCUCCACCUCCUGGGCUUAGCUAAGCUGCCCCAGAGCACUCUGGCUGUGGUCAAGCCGUUCAUCGCUGGCCAUUCUCAGAUCCAGAGCCACUGUCAUUUAUCUGUGAUCCUGCCCUCCUGGCUGUGUGUACUCCUGCUGUGUGUCCACCAUGUCUUAGGUCAGGACGAGUACUCCGCCUACCACUCAGGUGACGACCAUGUGUACGAAGGCUCAGUGGUAGACAGCUAUGAGGAAUCUGGAUACCCCCAUCCAGUGGAGUACCCUCCCACGACAGGAUAUGAGGACCACGCAGCCUCAGGCUACGACCCCUACGCCGUGGCCCCCACUAUGGUCACCAUGAUCACAGAGGAGACGUACCCCUACGCCACAACCACUGAAUCCUACGACUACGUGAAAGAGGUGACCACCAUGACGACGCAGGUCCCCUAUGACUAUGAGGACGCAGCUCUGGGAGAGGAGGGCCCCACAGACUGCAACUGUCUGCCUGGGGAGCCUGGCUUUGCCGGAUUCGCUGGUCCCAAGGGCAGCAGAGGACUACAGGGUAAAACAGGAUUUCCAGGAGAGCAGGGACGGGAGGGGUACAAGGGGACAAAAGGGGUUCCAGGAAGAGGAGGAGAUACAGGGCCUGAGGGUGACUCAGGUCUUGAUGGUGCUGAAGGUCCAUCUGGGUAUUCUGGAGCCAUGGGUGAAACAGGGCUACCUGGGGACCCAGGUGAAGGAGGAGAUCCUGGCACCAAGGGAGACAUAGGCAUGGAGGGCCCACGUGGCGGAGUUGGAAUCAAAGGAGUGCAAGGUGCCUUUGGGCAGGCGGGGAGUCCUGGGACAACUGGAAGAAGAGGUCUAAAGGGGUCGAUUGGGAAACCUGGAAAGAUAGGACCUGAUGGGCGAAUGGGAGAGAAGGGUCAGAUCGGAGCCCCUGGAUUCCCAGGAGACAUUGGGGAGCAGGGCUAUCUGGGUUACCCUGGGAUCCCAGGAAGCAGAGGUGAAACAGGGCCGAAGGGAGACCAAGGCUUGGGUGGCCUGCCGGGGAGUGAUGGGGAGCCUGGAGAGGAUGGUCCUCUUGGAGUUCCGGGAGUGAUCGGUGACCCUGGCUCAUUUGGCUUGAAGGGUGGAAGAGGGGACCCUGGGCCCAGAGGCCCAAUUGGGAGAGUCGGGGCUGGGUUCUUUAAAAUAUCUGAAACUGCCAGUUUCAAUCUGUUCUUGAUUAAAAUUGAUUUUAAAAAGUGUAUAAGCUGUGGAGCGUCUGGAGCAACAGGGGAUCCAGGUUUACCAGGCAAACAUGGACCAAAGGGCCUACAAGGACAGCCUGGAUCUAAAGGAGAGGUGGGCCCAGAUGGUGAGAAGGGCACUAGGGGGAGACCAGGCAUAAAGGGUGUGAAAGGAGAUAAGGGCAGUUCUGGUUCCCGUGGUGACAAAGGCCAGCGUGGAGGAAGGGGCCCACCUGGCCCUGGUGGACCUGUUGGACGUGUGGGACCCCCAGGUAUCCCAGGUCCCAGGGGUAGGACUGGUCCAAGUGGGGACUCAGGAGUUCGAGGUGUGGUCGGAGUGAAGGGACUGCCCGGUGCCCCUGGGCCUGGUUUGACAGAUGAACAGGUCCUUCAGCUAUGCAGAGGAGUGGUCACAGCUCAGAUCUCCCAGUAUGCUGCAUCUAUCCGCUCAAAGUGUGCACGUGGCUGUCCCAUCAACAACCGGACUCUCAUCGGCCCGCCUGGGCCCAGGGGGGCACCUGGAGCUCUGGGGAAAGCUGGAAAAUCUGGGAAGGCAGGUGGCAAGGGGUCCAGGGGAACGAGGGGACCAGUAGGUGUUCAAGGCCAGAAGGGUGCAGAGGGGGAUCGAGGCACAAAGGGUUUGAAAGGGAUGCGAGGAGACCCAGGAGAGGGUCUGCCAGGACAUGAUGGACAUCAAGGCCUCAGAGGGCUUCCUGGCCACCCAGCAGAUCCCAAGGAUGGGGAAGAAGGUCCCGAGGGGCCCCGUGGGAACCCUGGCCCUGUGGGGCAGCCGGGCAUGGCAGGAGGGGCAGGUGUGCCAGGCGUGUGCGAGGCACGCGACUGCAGCAUUCACGCCCCAGUGAUGAGGAAGGAGCAAGGCCUGGUUAAGGGCCCACUCAGCCCCCAAAUCUAAUGAGGUGCAGCGGCACAGGAAGCUUAGGGCUGCACGAAGAAGCAGAGCUUGGGACACCACCUGCCGGACUUUCCAUCAGUUUGAGUGGUCUACCAGGCAAAAGAGAUGAUGAAAUAAGGAGAAAAGAUGACAUCGCCAAAAGACCUUUACCUGAGCCACCCAAGGCCCAGAGAACAGUAAUAUUUUGAUUCUGACUGUUGAGAUUGCCUUCCCCCCCAAGACGCAAAGACCAUAGUACAUUCAUUUACACCCCAGGGAUGAAUAGAAACACCCCUCCCCCACCUGCAUGAA
Messenger RNA from Conger conger (European conger), 2568 nucleotides. RefSeq lists its product as uncharacterized. The record is from RefSeq and is a predicted model, not a curated record. The coding region runs from base 1 to 2277 and encodes 758 amino acids. NCBI's taxonomy places the organism in Eukaryota, Metazoa, Chordata, Actinopteri, Anguilliformes, Congridae. The transcript is spliced from 29 exons.